This is a messenger RNA of Miscanthus lutarioriparius, 1740 nucleotides long. Lineage: Eukaryota; Viridiplantae; Streptophyta; Magnoliopsida; Poales; Poaceae. The record is from the annotation of a GenBank genome assembly.
AUGCUCGCCGCCGUCGCCAGGGACGGCGCGGACCUCAUCCUCUCGCUCCCGGAGGACGUGCUGGCGCUCAUCUCGGCGCACCUCCGGCCGCGCGACCUCCUGGCGCUCUCCGUCGCGUCCCGCCGCCUCCGCCGCGCGCUCUCCGCCGACAAGGCGUGGCUGGCGCAGUGCCGCCGCCUGCUGCCGUCGCCGGCGCACCUCCUGUCCUGGCGCGCCGCCGCCGCGGGCGACUCCCUCUCCGUCUGCCGCUUCCUCCACUCCGCCGCGCCGCUGCUGGGACUCUGGGCGCACCAGAACCCGGAGCUCGGCAACCUCGUGGCCGCCGUCCCGGGCUUCCUCUCCGUCGUCGCCGCACGCGCCAUCCCGCAGGAGCUCUCCCCGCGCCUCCUCUGGGCGCCCGUCUUCGAGCUCCUCGCCGACGCCCACGGCCGCCCCGCGCUCCUCUUCCUCCACGGCCAUCACCACGCACACCUCUUCCCUGGCCUCCUCGCCUCACUCCAGCCCCACGCCAACGUCAUCUUCCUCGAGGCGCACACCGCCCGGGAUCCGCUCGCCUCCUCCUCCUCCUCCUCCUCCUCCUCCUCCAGCCUACAGCGCUUCGCCCGCCUCUCCUUUGGCGACCGCCGCCGCCUGCUCGACUCCCUCGUCGCCGCUUGCCGGGUCACGCUGCCGCCCGACCUCGUCGACGCGCCGCUCUUCGCGUGCUCCGACGACGACCUCCCGCUGCUCGCCAAGCGCCGGGAGGCCAUGCUGCGCCUGCACAGGGAGGCCGCCGGGGGCAUGGUGCGCACAACGGAGGUCCAGGGCGUCCUUCUGGAAGCCAAGAAGAAGGCGACGACGCCGUCGCCGACCGACGGUGGGCGCAGGAUUCCCCUGCGGAGGAGCCUCUCAGCUGUGGCGGGCUAUUUCAGGAACGGCCUGCGCCAGAUGGUCACACGGUCAGUGUCAGCAAAUUCCAGGACUGACUAUGUGGACACCAAACAUCUCGCAUUGUCUGACUUCCUUCACGACGGUGAGAGUGUCGGGCUGAGCCUCCGCGGCGCAAGAAUGCGGCUGUCGACUUACCGUGCGUGGCCGAGCAUGCAUGACAACCGGUUCGCGCUCUACAAGCUCACGGUGCAGGCGCCCGUGCCGGGAAGGGAGUACGCUGGCCUGUGGGGAGGCACAUUCGGGUGGCCGCCAGGGCGGCCAAACAAUGAAUGCAAGCCCAAGAAGGCUCUCUUCUUCCUGCUCCUCUCAUACGAGGAGGACAGUGAGGGGGAGCUUCAGCUGAUCGCGACCAAGGUGUUGGAGGGAACACACUAUGUUGUCCAUCCCAAUGGGUCUUCGAUGUUUAUCGCGAGGAUGGGCGAGCCAUCAACAGAGCCUUUUCCAUGGCAGACUGAUGGGGAGUCCCAAAAUGUUGAUGUCGAGAGAGGCUUCGCGGGAGAGGGCAUUGCAAAUGGGUAUGGCUUCAGAUACCCUGGCUCAAAGCCUGGUUCAUUGUUUGUCCUCCAGGAUGGGCUGCUUGCAUUUGUUUGGAAAGAGACCGGGGCCGUGCUUACCUUGCAAAGACUGGAUUUGGAGGAGUUGCUGAAGAAAGGGGAGCGUGUGCCUGCAUUGCAGCCGGUGCCAAACUUUGCUUACCUGACAAAGUCUUACUCCAAUGUUUUCACCGGUUUCCCUGGCAGCUCGGCUUCUCCCAGGCUUAUAUCGAUUUUGAAAGUUCAGUUGGACAAAUUUGUUAGAAGGAACACCUAA